AUGUUCUUGACUCGCAUAAAACAUAUUUUUUCUCAGCCGUUUUUUCAACGCGCGAUUUCUUCGCCGCCUUUUGCUACAAUAUUUGUGAAACAAAUAUCAAAUACCACAAUCUCUUCAACAAAGACGCGUCCCCAUACCUUUAAUAUCAAUAACAGUAAUACAACGCUAAUUACUCGUUAUUAUGCUAGUGAGUCACAAAACACCGAUAAACCAAAGAAAAAGGAAAUUAGGGCGAGAAGAGCAUUAUUUUAUGUACCAGGAAGCGAAGAACGAAAGAUUAGUCGGUCGAGAACAACACCAGCCGACUGUAUAGUUUAUGAUCUAGAGGAUGGUGUUGCGUUUAAUAGAAAAGGAAUUGCAAGGGAAAUGGUAUUUGAUACUUUAGAGGCUUCUGUACCAGAAUUAUCAGAAAAAGCAGUUAGAAUUAAUGCUGUUGGUUCAGGGCUUGAUUUAGAUGACUUGAAUGUAGUUCUUCGAUCAAGCCGUCUACAAGCAAUAGUAAUUCCUAAAGUACAAACGCCCAAAGAUAUUCAGUUUGUGAGUCGAAUGAUUGAUUCGGUAGCUACGGAUACAACGAAAUCUGCUAUUCGUCUGAUCGCAUCGAUUGAAAGUGCACUAGGAAUAAUGAAUAUCAAAGAAAUUGCUACGUCUGAUCCUCGACUGGAUGCUUUAAUAUUUGCAGCUGAAGAUUAUUGUGCAGAUCUAGGGUUAAUUCGUACUUCGUCACGGAAAGAGCUUGCAUAUGCACGUCAUGUCAUAGUGACGGCUGCAUCUGCGUACGAUUUACAAGCAAUAGAUCUGGUUUGUCUCGAUUAUAAUGAUGACACAAUCUUAACGGAGGAAUGUCGGGAAGGGAGAGAAAUGGGGUUUGUUGGAAAGCAAGCUAUUCAUCCACGUCAAGUUGAUAUAAUACAACAAACAUUUUUACCGGACGAUAAAGAUAUCAGCCGGGCAGCACGAAUCAUUCAAGGAUUCAAACAUCACACCGAUAAAGGAAUCGGUACAUUCAGUCUAGACGGGAAAAUGAUUGAUCUUCCAAUGCUAAAAUGGGCCGAAAAAAUUAUUGCACGCGCUAAAGCUGGAGGAGUGACUAUACCUACUCCACCACCAAUUGAAAAUGAUAAUACUAGUCGAUACAUUAAUGGUCGGACAACAGGAUACAUAAUAGUGGGACCGAAAGGUCUCCUACAACAGGAUAAUAGUGUGACCGAAAGUGAUGUAGUGCGGACUACUGAUGCCUUUCGCAGGUCACCUAUUCCCGAAUGGGCGAUGUGUGAAGACAUUGGUAGCUUAGUUAGUAUACUGUCGGUGCAAAACACUGGUGCCUUUCGCAGGUCACCUAUUCCCGAAUGG
This is a messenger RNA of Ambispora gerdemannii, 1353 nucleotides long. The record is from the annotation of a GenBank genome assembly. Lineage: Eukaryota; Fungi; Glomeromycota; Glomeromycetes; Archaeosporales; Ambisporaceae.